AUGGCAGCGCAUUUGAAUGUGACCAGGUGAGAGAUCCGGAUCUUUUUUUUUUUUGGAAAAAUAAAAUGUGUGAUUUUUUUCAAGGGCUCUCAUAGCCAUUCUAUCAGCACUGACACUAUUUUUGUACCACGAUUAUACACGGCGUGAGAUAUUUUUCAAUAUUUUCAUCGAGAAUAAAUUGGUGAAUUUUACGGGAGCGGAAGAUUUUAUCCCGCCAUUUAUUAAUAUUGUUUCGGAUUUGUUUGUGGCGCCAGAUUACGGGAUUGCGGCUUGCGGGAUUCGCAAGAGUAUGUCGCAACUUACGAUAAACACAAUGUGUUUGUUGUAUGAUGCAGAGACGUUUGAUAAGGAAGGGCAGAGUUUGAAUGAUACUUGGAAGACGCAGGGGUGAGGUUUUUUUUUUAAAUUAUUCAGAAUCUAGUUUUUUCAAUUUUCAAAUUCUAUUUUAUUUCAGAGCUUGCAAUUACGAUGAUCCAAAAUUCCGAAAAAUCCCCGAACUUCACGAAAAUUUCACAAAAAUUGCAUUUAUUCGAAAUCCCUUCGAUCGAUUCAUCUCAUUUUAUUUGGAUAAAUGUUUACGGUGAGUUACCCUAAAUUUUCUCCGUCAUUUAUCCAUUUUUUUUCCAGCGAAAAACAAUGCUGGCGUUGUGAUUCGAAUAUGGAAUGUGUAGUUGAGACUCUCUACAAACAACUUCAACGCUUCAAAAUCCAUCGUGACUACACACCAAACUAUAUCGAGAUGCACGCGGCGCCGCUUUCUUGGAACUGCGAUUUUGACAGCGAAAUUCAAAAUUAUAAUUUAUUUAUGAUGGGAGCGGAUGUAGAGGAGAGGAGAAGCUCAAUUUUACAUUUGGCAAAUGUUUUGACAUCCAAAAAUGUGCCGAAGAGUUUGAUUGAUAAAAUUGUUAGUGGAUCUUUGAAUGGCGAAACUGAUCAUGGAACUCAUAAAUCUGUAAAACGCUUGGAGGCUGAGAAUAUGAUUCGGGAGAACUCCAGGAUUCGCGAUUUAUUGCACAAGAUUUAUUUAUACGAUUACUUGAUCUUCAAUUUUAAUAGAAAUGUGUUAGAUGCAAAAUAUCAAACUGAUUUCUGGAACAAUAAUCUUCUUUGA
Messenger RNA from Caenorhabditis angaria, 1111 nucleotides. The record is from the annotation of a GenBank genome assembly. Lineage: Eukaryota; Metazoa; Nematoda; Chromadorea; Rhabditida; Rhabditidae.